CUGACCGACGAUCUUGAGGAGCAGAAAGAGUUGUCACAUCUGCUGGUGCUGCCUGCUAGUCCGGCGGUGCGAGUGGUUUCUUGAGGUCCGUCUUGUGAACCGGGAGUCUUUGUGAACGUCAUUGGGCGACCGACGUUGUGAUCAUCGAGUGUUGUCUCGUAGACGUGAUUGGACGCUGACCGACGUUGUGAUAUAGUGUUGGCUCGUACAGGAUGGCCGCAAACGUGUGGGAUGAAAGGGAGAGGAUGUACUACACUGACGUUGGGCUUGCUGGCGGCAUGUCCACAGGGAUGGAGGGGAAGGACCGUUUGGAAGCUGGUAUUGGCGAGCAACUGAGGCAGGGGGAGGUGGUCGACGCCCAAGGCGUAGAAGCUGAACGGGCGUAUUACGGCAAAGUGGGGGGCGGCGAUCGCGUGGGUGCAGCUGAAGGGGGGAUCAUGAACGGCAAGGAUUGGGUGCGGGACAAAGACCAGGGACUGCCGGGAGAUGAGGUCUAUAGGAGGGAGGAGACAUAUUACGUCGGCGGCGGUGAGGGACGGCAGCAGCGUGAGCGUGUCGGCAUUUUCGAGGGCGAGGGACGGCGUGAUCGAGUCGGCGUUUAUGGAGGAGGUAUGGAGGGGAAAGGUCGAGUUGAGAUGGGAGAGAGAGAGGGUUUUGUUGCAAUUGACGACGAGCUGAGGAGAGAGAAGCUGUACUACUCUGGCAUAGAAGACCGUUCUGCUUAUGGGAGGAGGAGGGAAUGGCAGGGAGCUGAAGAUUGGUCGAAAGAUCGAGAGCGGGAGUAUCGACGGUGGCGGGGCAGCACUGCAGAGCGAAGCGUCCUUCUCAACGACGAGGACCUGGUGCGCGCCAGAAAGACCGUCGAGGAGCGUCUUCGAGAGCUUAAGAGGGGUUCCGUUAGAGAGGAGAGGGUGUGUUUUAACGUCCCGAUGAAGGACAAGAUUAUCGGAUUGGAAGAGAGGACGCUGCUGGUGCCCGUUCCGCCGUAUGGCGAUGUGGACGUGGGGGGCGUGGUGGAGGCGGAAGCGAGGCGGUUGCGCUUGCAAGCGCUCAAGGACGAGAUCGACAUCAGAGUGGAGUCGUACAAGGCGGCGGAGCGCAGCAAGGCGGAGGCGUGGAUGGCCCUCGCGCAGGCCCAGGCCGUAGCGGAGGAGUGCUUGUCGGACCUGGAGGCGCUGGAGAUCCGCCGCUUCGCGGAAGCCAAAGGGCAAGCCAUCAUCGAUGCCGCGGAGAGAGAGAAGAUGCGGAGGUUGCGCACUGCGAGAGAGAAGGCGGAGAACGAUAUCAUCACGGCGGAAGCGCUCAAGGGGAAGCGGAUGGGCGACGCUUCGCAGAGGGUGGCGGAGAUCUUGAGGAAAGCGGAAGAUCUUUCCAACUAUGAUUUGGAUUUCGAGGUCAGGGUAAUCCGCCGACUCACGCGGCGCGCAGCGACGGAGAUGAGCAGCGCAGACGCGGCUGUACGUGCAGGCGGGUUUGGUGAUUUGUCCGGUUUGCGAGAAUACCCCGCGAAAGCGGAGCCGGUGCGCACAGAUGUGCCCGCUUCCCCCCGCACCACGGUCGAGGCGCUGCGUGUCGGUCGGCCAGCUGCCCACUCCAGGUCAUCUUCAGUCUCAGAAACCCCGAAGGAUAUGUCUGGGCGAUCGCCACGUGGCGUUCGGCAGUCUGUUACGACCCUCGGGCCCACAGGACUUCAGGAGAUGACGACCGGUCCUGUGACGGGCGACCUGUACGGCAAAGGCACACCGAUGGAACGACCGGUCGUCCUGGGAGGGGGCGAAACGCAAUCUGAAUCAGUCGAGGCUCUUCCAUCCCCUGCGAGGGAGAAGAAGAGAGGGGGAUUUGCGAGGAAGAUUAAGGAGGUCGUCAAGAACACCAUCUAAGGUGUUCUGAGUCGACCGCGACCAGUACGGCAAAGACGCACCGAUGGAGCGAUCGGUCGUCCUGGGAGCAAACGAAACGCAAUCUGAAUCAGUUGAGGCUCUUCCAUCCCCUGCGAGGGAGAAGAAGAGUGGGGAUUAGCGAGGAAGAUUAAGCAAGUCGUCAAGAACAUCAUCUAUAAGGUGUUUAGCGAGGAAGAUUAAGCAAGUCGUCAAGAACAUCAUCUAUAAGGUGUUCUGAGUCGGCCGCACCGAGCCGACCUGGUUCUUUCUGAGUGAUUGAUUCUUUGUGCUCGACAAUCUGGAAGAAGUGUAGCCUUGAUUGGUAGGUGAGAGAAGUAGACAGCAUCGGGUCAACGUAGUCUUUGACUGAUUGCGUCGUUGUUUUGUCUACCGGAAAGUGUAAUCAUAGCAUGUUUGUGUGGAGGGUGGCUGUUGAAGCUGUUGAGAGUCGUCGAUCUCUUAAUCGCCUGUACACGUGUCGGUUAUCCCUUUCGCGCGAUGGCUGAGAUCGUUUCCAUGUACAGGAAGGCGUCUUUGUACAUCAUAGCAUGUUUGUGGGGACGGCGGCUGUCGAAGCUGUUGAGAGUCGUCGAUCUCUUAAUCGCAUGUACACAUGUCGGUUAUCCCUUUCACGCGAUGGCUGAGAUCGUUUCCAUGUCCAGGAAGGCGUCUUUGUACAGUCCCAUUACUUGACGGCAUGGUCGGUGUUCCAUGAACUGAAAAAGCAGGAUAUGGAUUUUAGACAACUGUGUACUAUAAAUGAUGAUAAUGAUGAUGAUAUGUCGAUCAGAAGUCUAUUCUUCAGAGCCCACUUAGCUUUGUCACAACGUGAGCCAUCACAGAAUCCCCGUCGUGAUCCAGGCGGGCUUCGAGCUUUGUUUGAAGAGCUUUCAAGAUGUGUUGUCAUGCUGGGAGCGUGUGAGAGAGGCAUGCGUACGUAGAGGGAAUCGGGGAAACGGCAUGUUGAUUGACCGAGUGGGGAUAGAACAAACAAUAUCAUUUAGAAUGAUUGAUUGAAUCUGAUAUUAACCUGGUUUAUGUCCGUAGAUGUGUGUGGGAGAGGAGGAGAAUAUAAAAGAGACUUCAGGUCUGAAGACGUGUCUCGGGGAGUUGAGGGGGAUAUCAGGGUGUGUGAGGCAUUCGUACAGCGAAUUGAGGGAAUGGCACGUCGAUUGACAGGGAAUUGAGGGAAUGGCACGUUGAUCGAUUGCUUCGUGGACUUUUUUCUCUGUGGAUGUGUGUAUGGUGGAGAAGAGAGGGUUAGGAUAGAUUUUGACGUGUCGAUACUGUGCAACAGAGAACGUAUGACGUCUUACCCUCUUGUGUUCUAUGGUGCGUGACAGAACACAUGCACUAUAAGCUGCGCGGGGCAUUCCGCAAAUUGAUCAGUGAUGGGCAAGGGACUUACCAUAAAUUUAGAGUGCUUGGAUAUGGCAGGACGUUGUUUUUUACGUCAAGCACAAGAGUUUUAGUGAUGGGCAAGUGACUGAUCAUAAUUUCGGAGUGAUUGGAUAUCGCAGGACGUUGAUUUUACGUAAAGCACAAAGUGAUGGGCAAGUGACUGAUCAUAAUUCCGGAUUGAUUGGAUAUGGAGUGAUUGCAUAUGGCAGGACGUUGGUUUUACGUCAAGCACAACAGUUUUUCUCGUUUUGCAGUCAAUAGCUAGCUAGCUGCAACGGUGUUAAAGUUUCGCCGCCGUGUUGGCAUGCAAUCUGUCUGUACCUUGAUCGACUUUUUGACAUUGCAUUUUAGUGU
Messenger RNA from Chara braunii, 3635 nucleotides. The record is from the annotation of a GenBank genome assembly. NCBI's taxonomy places the organism in Eukaryota, Viridiplantae, Streptophyta, Charophyceae, Charales, Characeae.